Molecule: messenger RNA, 740 nt
Organism: Vigna umbellata (rice bean)
Lineage: Eukaryota; Viridiplantae; Streptophyta; Magnoliopsida; Fabales; Fabaceae
Source: RefSeq, a predicted model, not a curated record
UCCAGAGAAGUGGGGAAAGCUGUUGCAAAGAUAAUAGCCCUUGCACUUGAUUUGGAUGAAAAAUUUUUUGACCAGCCAAAAAUAUUCGGAGAGCCAAUUGCAAUUCUGCGUUUGCUGCGCUAUGAAGGUCAAAUCUCAGACCCCUCGAAAGGAUUAUAUGGAGCUGGUGCUCAUACUGACUUUGGUUUAAUUACACUGUUGGCAACAGAUGAUGUUUCAGGCCUUCAAAUAUGCAAAAAUAGGGAUGCUAAACCUCAGAUAUGGGAGGAUGUAGCACCAUUGAAGGGAGCCUUCAUUGUGAAUCUUGGUGACAUGCUGGAGCGCUGGAGCAACUGUGUUUUCAAGUCCACACUGCACAGAGUUCUAGGAAAUGGUCAAGAAAGAUAUUCUAUUGCAUACUUCUUGGAGCCAAGUCAUGACUGUCUAGUAGAGUGCUUGCCAACCUGCAAAUCUGAUAGUAAUCCUCCUAAAUUUCCUCCCAUCUUAUUCCAGGACUACCUGACUCAACGCUACAAGGACACUCAUGCUGAUCUGAAAUUUACAAGAAACAGCAAGCUUGAAUAGUCAACCUUUGGAACUGAACAGCCUAGUGUUUUUUCACAAAAACACUCACUUACACUGAUUUGGAUAUUUACCAACAAGAAGCUUAGGAAGUUUGCUUUUGGAGCUGAGUAGCCAGGAAAUUUUGAACUGCAUAUUGUUUUAGAGACAACAGCAUCAUAUGUUAAACAUGUUAUUUA